AUGAUAGUACCCGUAACGGAAGAAAAUUUCGGCGUUCCUGAGAGCAAUAACUCCCGAGAGAGUUAUGUUGAGGGUGUGGAUCCCCAGCCACCUGCGGACGUGUUUUCCCAGGAAACCACCGAGACAGUGAAUGUCUUGGUGAAUGACGGAUCAAGUAUAGGUGCUUAUACACUUAAUCUGGUGACGCCCCCGAAGUCAGCUUCGGAGGUGGUCAAUCUGCCCACGCUUGAAUCUAAAAGAUCCUUGCGAGAUCUGCGUAGUGACAAGAUCAAUCAGAUCUGCGUACUCGUCACAGAAGACGAGUGCGUCGCCGAUAUUCGGUCAACAGAAGUGUUUACUGAGAACGAACAGGUUAUCAGUAGCUCGUCGAUGGAUGAGAGUGUUUUUGAUAAGACGACUCAGACUGAGCGAUACACGUCUCAAUCUUGGGAGUCUUUGAAGGCAAAUCCUUUGUAUAAGGAUUUGGUGGAAUUAAGAGAUGUUUUACCUGAAUCCGUGCCAUGCGAUCUGCCCAAAGGCAAAGUCACUCAGCAUGAGAUUGAACUGAAACCCGGUUCAAAAUAA
Messenger RNA from Peronospora matthiolae, 564 nucleotides. The record is from the annotation of a GenBank genome assembly. NCBI's taxonomy places the organism in Eukaryota, Oomycota, Peronosporomycetes, Peronosporales, Peronosporaceae.